Molecule: messenger RNA, 851 nt
Organism: Theileria parva strain Muguga
Lineage: Eukaryota; Apicomplexa; Aconoidasida; Piroplasmida; Theileriidae
Gene: rpl34
Product: Ribosomal protein L34e
Exons: 2
Coding region: 405-821 (138 amino acids)
Biological process (GO): translation
Cellular component (GO): ribosome
Molecular function (GO): structural constituent of ribosome
Source: RefSeq, a predicted model, not a curated record
UGUUCACAAUAUUAUUUAUUCAAUUAUUUAUAUUAUUUAUUUAUUAAAUUAUUUAAAUUGGUGGAAAUAGUGUGAAAAUUACUUUGAUGAGGUCGAGUGUUUGGAAGAGUAAAUGUGUGUGGAAAUAACUGUUUCUAAUGGUAUUUUUACGUAUAUUACUACUCAGUGUAUUAAUUAAUAUUAUGUUAAAUAUUACUAUAUAUAUUAUACUACAUUUUAUAUACAUUAAUUCUCAUCUCACUAUACCAGACCCCAUAGCGCCAAUAUUCAUUAAUUUAAUUUAUCAUUAAUUAAUUAAUUUAAAUAUUAAUAUUAUAAUUUAAUUUAUUAUUUAAAUUGGGCUUGUUAAAUUAAGUGCAAAAUUGUGAAAUUUCGCUUUGAGAUAACUCGAUCCUGUUCGGAAGAUGGUACAAAGAGUUCAUUAUAGAAGACGUAAUAAGUAUAAAACUCCUUCUAACGUUGUGAAGAGGGUGAGAACACCUGGCGCACGGUUAGUGCUUCAUAACCUUAAGAAGGUUGGGAAAAGACCACGUUGCGGUGACUGUAAGCGUACGCUCGCCGGUGUUUCCGCCGUCAGACCCUUUCUAUACAAGAAUCUUAAACGCAGAAAUCGGACCGUGUCAAGACCAUACGGUGGCUCCAGAUGCCAUAACUGCGUCAAGGACAGGAUAAUAAGGGCGUUUUUGAAGGAGGAGCAGAAGUGUGUGAGAAGGGUUGUGAAGGAGCGUGAGACGAGGACGAGGGCUGUGGAAUCGCCAGUGGAGAAGGUGGCGAAGGUUGAGCAGAAAAAGGUAAAAUCGAAACCCGACAAAAAAAAUUAACUUCUAAGCCAUAAUAUUAUUACGUACAUU